AUGGCUCUCCCACUUCCCUUCCGGCUCCCGAAGCCCAACUAUCUUCCCCAUAAUGUGGAUGUGGAUGAGCCCGAGGUCGUCAAGGUCUACAAGCCUCUGGAUCGCCCAUCGCCUUUCGAGGACGCCAUCUUUGAGGACAAGGCCAAGCGUCUGGCCCAGGAGCUCGGCAUCACGGCGCCCAAGGGUUACGACGUCUCCUUUCACUACAAUGUCCAGAUGGAGAAGCAUCACUUUGGCCAGACACAUCCGAUGAAGCCUUGGAGGCUUGUGCUCACCAAGGGUCUGGUCACGUCGUACGGCAUGCACCACGCCAUGAAGAACUACACCACACGAGCCGCCACAUACGACGAGCUCGUCUCAUUUCACUCGCAAGACUACGUCAACUUUCUGGGAUCCGUAGCCCCCCAGCCCACUCCACUCGAUGUUGAUAAUCCCAAUCCUGAUCUUAGAUUCAACCUGGGCGGCAGCGACUGCCCCUUGUUCGAAGGCUUGUACGACUAUUGCUCCCAGUCCGGUGGCGCCUCGUUAGACGCCGCCAGGAAGUUGUGCGCGAAGCAGUCAGAUAUCGCCGUUGCCUGGGGCGGCGGCCUGCACCACGCGAAGAGGUCGGAAGCCUCGGGCUUCUGCUACAUCAACGACAUAGUCAUCGCCAUCCUCCAGCUCCUGCGGGUCCAUAAGCGGGUGCUCUAUAUCGACAUCGAUGUUCAUCAUGGCGAUGGCGUCGAGGAGGCCUUCUUUUCAUCCGACAGAGUCAUGACGGUAUCAUUUCACAAGUAUGACCCGCACACCUUUUUCCCUGGCACCGGCGCUCUGGAGGACAACGGCCCCAAGAGCGAACACAACCCUGGCGCCCACCACGCCAUCAAUGUGCCCCUAAAUGACGGUAUUACGGAUGAACAGUACCAGUGGCUGUUCGAGAGAGUCAUAUCGCAAUGUGUGCAAAAGUUCCAGCCCGAGGCGAUUGCACUGCAAUGCGGCGCCGACUCUUUGGCGGGCGAUCGACUAGGAAAGUUCAACUUGCUCGUCCAGGGCCAUUCAUCUUGCGUCGAUUUUUGCAAAAAACUCGGGAUCCCCAUGAUUUUAUUCGGUGGAGGCGGCUACACUCCUCGCAAUGUCGCCCGUGCUUGGGCCUAUGAGACUGCUGUUGCCAUUGGCCAGGAAGAGAAGAUGGCAUCUACUGUGUACAUCCCUGACCAUGCACCGUACAGGCAACGCUUCGAGUACGACGGGCACCUCCUACCCUCCAUAGAACAGAUCUUGGGGGAACCUCGUCAGAACCGAAAUCCCCAGAAGAAGCUCCUAGAAAUUGUGCAACACGUCACUGAGCAGCUCCGUUUUGUCGCUGCCGCACCCAGUGUGCAGAGCUCAGUCAUCCCGCCCGACCUUGGACCAAUUCGAGAUGAAGUGGAACAGAGAAUCAAGGAGGAAAUCGAAGAACAGGACGAAAAUGCAAGGAAGGCCAGGGAAGAGGCCGUCGGUGUUCCCAUGGAGUUUUGA
This is a messenger RNA of Neoarthrinium moseri, 1497 nucleotides long. RefSeq lists its product as uncharacterized. The transcript has a single exon. NCBI's taxonomy places the organism in Eukaryota, Fungi, Ascomycota, Sordariomycetes, Amphisphaeriales, Apiosporaceae. Gene Ontology annotation, molecular function: histone deacetylase activity. The record is from RefSeq and is a predicted model, not a curated record. The coding region runs from base 1 to 1497 and encodes 498 amino acids.